AACUGUAACUGUCACGAGAAAAAAAGCAGAACAAACACUAAUUGGGCCAUCAAAAAAAAAGCAAGAACAGAGUAAUGAAAAGAAAUCAACUACACGAGAAGGUACAUCAAAGAAAGAAACAAAACCACCUGCGACGACGAUUACUUCUAACAAAGGCAAAUCGAAAGCAUUACAAGUAAAGAAAACUACUACCAAGAAAGCUGAGGAAAAAAAAGCCCCACAAUAUCAACCGAGUUUGGUCGAAAAAGCUGCUAUCCUUUAUCCAGACAAUUAUUGGAGAUUCCAUGCUGAAAGCAAUACUGGAAUGAUAAAUUAUAUUAACGAAGAACACCAACUCGAAUUGAUAAAUGUGGAUGUGCGUGAUCAAGGACCGAUCACUGGUAUGACACUCUCACCCGAUGGUGCAAUGCUCGUGACAUUUUGUAAUGUAGGAUGCGCAAAAAUAUGGGAUACCGCCGACUUUAAAUUAAUUCAAAAAUUAAGAGACACAGAGGAAAUUAAUAUUGAUGAAUUCUUCGUUGGUAAAUUCAUUCCUGAUCAUACUCGCAUGGCAAUUGGUGGUAAAUUGAAAGAUCGUCAUCAUUGGUCAAAAGAUGAUGAUGAUAAUCAUAUUCUACCGUGUCCUCUUAAGCCAAUGGUGGAUGGAUUAACAUGUAUGGCGUUUACUGUUUCAUUUGUUCCAAACACUGCCAAUAGAUAUUUUAUGGCAGCUACAGAUGAACAUGUUCGAUUAUAUGAUUUUGAUGCAGCACAGCUUAUGCAAACCUUUUCGGACAACAUGUAUUCUCAAUAUUGUGACUGUGGCAAAUUCAUUCACCCUCUCGAACCAUUAGAAGAUCAAGAGAUUAAUGACGAUAGUGUAGAAGAGUGCAAUAGUAAAUCUAAAAAAAAGCAAAUACCCCCGAAAUUCGCAUAUUUUAUUACUCGCGGCGUAGAAAUUUUAGAUGCAGAAGGUGGAAAAAUAGGUGAUG
Racocetra fulgida is the source of this 971-nucleotide messenger RNA. The record is from the annotation of a GenBank genome assembly. Lineage: Eukaryota; Fungi; Glomeromycota; Glomeromycetes; Diversisporales; Gigasporaceae.